AAAAAAAAUUUUUUUAAAUAAUGAUAACAUUUAUAAGAAAUACUAAGUCAAAAUGUAUUCCGCGACCGAAUAUUCAUAUUAAUUUAAGAGUUUAUUAUUUGAUAUCGUUAAAAAGGAAUAAAAGUAAUAAAAGGUUUGAAACCUUUAGAUUACAUUUCGGAAAUGACCUCACCAAGACUAUUAGUGAACUUUCACCAGCCCAGACUUGGCCCUUCGCAAUACAUAAUUAUUCAACGACAGCAGAACAUGCUAUGUCCACUGUUUCUUCUGAAAUAAGCUAUCAUUCCCCAGAACCGUUAAGCAUAAAUAACCCAUUAGUAAUCCUUCCUCAACCUCGUUAUACACCCAGAGAAACGGGAAAAAUACUCUUUACAGAACAUCUCGCUGUUUUACGAGCGUGCUUAAAAAUAGGAGAAGUAGAACGUGCAAGGCAUAUUUUAACCAAUUUAUAUAAAAAUUCAAGUGAUACGAAAAAACAUUUAGACAUAAAGCUACAUAAUGAGUUUAUUGAAUCUUAUUUAGAAACAAAACCUGUGCCUAGGAUCAAUGAAGCCUUACAAUGGUUUGAUAAAUUGAAUUAUUAUGGGCUAACUCCUGAUUUAGCGACUUUUGCUAUUUUAAUAAGAGGUUAUUUGAGAUUGGAUUUAGAUUUUCUCGGAUCUUCGAUGUUAAAUAUUCUAGUAAAAGAAAUUGAAGAAUGUGGUUAUUCGUUUGAACAAUUAAUUGAAAGUAAUUUAUUAUCUGACAAAGAAACAGAAAAAGUAUUAUAUUUAUUACGAGCAGAUACAGAUUCCAACAAAACAUCAAAAAAGCUUAUGGAAAAAAUUGAGAAUGUUAUUGAAAAACAAACACCCGUUAUGAUAAAUGAGUUGAACGUGGAUGAGCCAAUUUCUACAAAGUCGUUUGGAGUAAGGUUGAUGAAAAGUGCUCUUUCGGCUAUCAAGGAAAGAGAUCUAGGUUCAGUUAAACGUCAAAUCAAAUUAGAAGAGAAUGCAUUACUAGCUGCUACGGAGCGUUGGAAGCAUGGAAAUGAACGAAAAGAUAAAUUUGUUAAUUUGCAAAAGAAUGUUUUGAAAAAAUCAAUGUGGUCGUGGCACGAAAAGUUAGUUCCUCUAAUUCAAGAGGAAUUGAAGAGAUGUAAAAACAAAGAUACCUUAUUAACUGAUAGAGAACGCGCAAGUUACGGACCAUUUUUGCAAUUAUUAAGCGCUGAAAAACUUUCGGCUAUUACAAUAUUAGAAUUAUUGCGUCAAAAUGGCGGAGGAGGAAUUGGUGAAGGAGUGAAAACUACACGUGCUGUGCUUUCGAUUGGAAAAUCGGUUGAGAAUGAGUAUAAUUCAGAACAAUUGAAGAAGAGACGAAAUCGUUUUGCGUUCAACAAAGAUUUAAGCGUUCAUGAACUGUUUGCUUCUGGAAAACUUUUCAAUAUGACGAUUCGGCGAGCAGCAGCCAAAUUUGAGUCAAAAGAUAUGCAAACAAGUUGGAACCCCGAAUGGCCAAUAGCCGUCAGAGCUAAGGUUGGUUCUAUCUUAGCUUCCAUGUUACUAGAAUGUGCAACUAUACCAACUACUACUAUUAAUGAAGAGAAAAACGAGAAAAUUUCUAUGGAAGCACCCGCCUUUUAUCAUUCGUAUAUUCAACAUAAAGGGAAAAGGACGGGAAUUAUUAAGUUUAAUCCACAAUUAAUUCAAUAUUUGUCAAAGGAACCUGUCAGAGAUAGUAUACAUCCACAAAUGUUACCAAUGUUGGUUCACCCAAGACCUUGGUUAACUUAUAAUAGCGGUGGAUAUCUUACAUCUCCAACAUAUGCUAUGAGAUCAAGAGAUUGUCCCGAACAAUUGGCUUAUCUGCAAAAAGCAUCUGAAGAAGGACAUUUGGACCGUGUUUUCGCAGGAUUGGAUGUUCUAGGAUCCACUUGUUGGACAAUUAAUAAGAAAAUAUACAAAGUAGUGCUAGAAGCUUGGAAUAAAGGAGAGGCUUUAGGCAAUAUACCACCAGCUGAAAUAGACUUAAAAAUGCCCGAUAAACCUGAGAAUUUUGAAACUGAAAUGUCUGUAAAAGUUAAGUGGUUUAAAGAUUGUAAAGAUAUUGCUCGUAAAAUUUGUAAUAAUCAUUCUGAAAGGUGUACAGCAAAUUAUAAAGUCGAUAUUGCUGGUGCUUUUUUAAACGAAAAUAUGUACUUUCCUCACAGUCUUGAUUUCCGAGGUCGUGCAUACCCUAUACCACCUCUGUUUAAUCACUUAGGAAAUGAUUUGUGUCGAGGUCUAUUACUGUUUAAAGACUCCAAACCAUUGCGUAAAAAUGGGUUGACUUGGCUUAAGAUUCAAAUUGCCAAUCUAGCUGGGAAUGAUAAAGUUUCCUUUGAAGAUCGUAUAAAAUUUACUGAAGACCACUUGGAAGAUAUAAAAGAUUCCGCUAAAAACCCUCUCGAUGGCAGAGGCUGGUGGAUAAAAGCCGAAGAUCCUUGGCAAUGUUUGGCUGCGUGUUUUGAACUACAAGAUGCAUUAGAGUCUCCAGAUCCCGAAAAAUACCUCUCACAAAUUCCAAUACAUCAAGAUGGCACAUGUAAUGGAUUACAACAUUAUGCGGCACUUGGUGGUGAUUUGGAAGGAGCAAAACAGGUCGAUUUAUAUCCUUCAGAUAAACCAUCUGAUAUAUAUACUAGCGUAGCUGCGAGAGUAAAUGAAAUGAUAGCAAAAGACUUAGCUGCAUAUUCUGAGCCGUUAGAAUCUCUGGAAGAUAAAAAACAGAACAAUUUAUAUCCUUUUAAUAUAUAUAGUGAUAUGGAUGCGAAAAUAAAUGUAAAAGAUUUAGCAUUAAUUUUGCAUGGCAAGAUUUCUCGUAAAAUUGUCAAACAACCUGUGAUGACAAGUGUUUAUGGUGUAACUUUUAUUGGAGCUAGGUUACAAAUAGAAUCACGUCUCAAAGAGAGACAAGAUAUUCCUCAGGAGAAAAUUAGAGAUUUAUCAUUGUAUAUUACUAGACUUGUAUUUGAAUGUCUUGGAGAAAUGUUUUAUGGUGCUAGGGCUAUCCAGGACUGGCUUGUCGAAUGUGCUAAGAGAAUUUCAAAGAGUGUACCGGCAGAAGUUGUGUUAGAUCAAAAUUCUUCCGAAUAUAGAGAUGAUGAAAAUUUCAUUAAUCAUAAUCUAGAAAGUUUACAAUACAAUGAAAACGGUAAUAAAAAGAAUACUAUAAAUGACAGUGAAAAAGAGUUAUGUGAGAGUAAAAGGAACAACCACGACAAUUUGAUUAACAAAAAAAGACCUAUAGCUAAAAUUCCACCUAGUAAGCCAGGUCAAAAUCAAAUGACAACUGUCGUUUGGACUACUCCAUUAGACUUGCCAAUUGUGCAACCUUAUCGUAAAUUAAGCAAGAGAGCUGUCAAAACUAAUCUUCAAACAAUUAAUAUUUCAGAUCCGAAUCAUCCUAGUCCAGUGGACUCUACUAAACAACGACAAGCAUUUCCACCCAAUUUUAUUCAUUCUCUCGAUGCAACUCACAUGUUAAUGACUGCACUAGCUUGUAACGAAAAAAAUUUAACUUUUGCUUCUGUGCAUGAUAGUUUUUGGACUCAUGCUUGUGAUGUGGAUGUUAUGAAUAAAAUAAUACGUGAUCAAUUCAUCCAACUUCAUGAACAGCCUAUCAUGGAAAAUCUACGAAAUGAAUUUAUUGAGCGUUAUAAAGGAUAUAUAAUUCCCGUUAAAAUAUUAAGAGAGGAUCUUGAAAAAUUAAAAUUGCAAAAGAUGGAAGAGACAGAAAAGAAUUCGAUAACAAUAACAGAUAAUGGAUACGAACCAACCCUUAGCUUAGAUGAUUUAUAUAAGAUAAUACCAAAUUCUCAAAAGAACAAGGAUUCAAAACUCAGAGAAUUUACAAACACUUUAAGUGCUAAUAAUGCAAUUGAUUUGGACAAUGAAGUAGCAAAGUCAUUGACUGACAUAACAAACAUUAAUAAUAUAUCAGAUGAUUUAUUCGAUGAGGAUCAUGAUAUAGAUGAGGAAGCAGAAACAAAUAAGAAAAAGAAAAAAUAUAUUCACAUUUGGGUGGAUUUAACUUUUCCAAAAUUGCCAGAAAAAGGUGAAUUUAAAUUAUCCUCAAUUAUGGAAAGUCAAUAUUUCUUUGAUUAAGCUUUUUUUAAUCUCAAGUUUAAAUAUUGAUAUUUAAUAAAUUAUUUAAAAUUUGGCAAAUAGUCAUAUCAUAAAUUUUCUAUUGUCACAUUAUAUAUAUAUGUAUUUAAAUGUUAAUUAAAAAUGAAUAAUUAUACAUGUAAUUUAAUUUUUUUUACAUUAAUAUUUAAUCUUCUAUAACUUGCAUGAUUUGA
Rhizophagus irregularis DAOM 181602=DAOM 197198 is the source of this 4321-nucleotide messenger RNA. RefSeq lists its product as uncharacterized. The record is from RefSeq and is a predicted model, not a curated record. Gene Ontology annotation, biological process: mitochondrial transcription. Lineage: Eukaryota; Fungi; Glomeromycota; Glomeromycetes; Glomerales; Glomeraceae. Gene Ontology annotation, molecular function: mitochondrial promoter sequence-specific DNA binding; protein binding; DNA-directed RNA polymerase activity. Gene Ontology annotation, cellular component: mitochondrial DNA-directed RNA polymerase complex.